Messenger RNA from Sabethes cyaneus, 1230 nucleotides. RefSeq lists its product as uncharacterized. Gene Ontology annotation, biological process: DNA integration. Gene Ontology annotation, molecular function: nucleic acid binding. The transcript has a single exon. NCBI's taxonomy places the organism in Eukaryota, Metazoa, Arthropoda, Insecta, Diptera, Culicidae. The record is from RefSeq and is a predicted model, not a curated record. The coding region runs from base 1 to 1230 and encodes 409 amino acids.
AUGGAAGGACGUACGGAGAAAGCCGAAUUCUUACCAUUCGAUCUGCGCUUUCCGGUGAUUCUACCGAGAGACCACCAUGUGACGGAGUUGAUCGUGCAGCACUACCACGAACGCUUCGGGCACGGUUAUCGAGAAACGGUUAAAAACGAGAUUCGGCAGCGGUUCUACAUUCCAAAGGUCGGUACGGUGGUGUACAAAGUAUCGAAGGCGUGUCAGUGGUGUAAAGUUCAUCAUAGUCGUCCACGGGUCCCGAGGAUGGCAGCUUUACCGGUGCAGCGUUUACAACCCUAUCGACGACCGUUCAGUUUCACCGGAAUAGACUACCUCGGCCCAGUUAACGUUACGGUAGCGCGUCAUAGCGAAAAGCGCUGGAUAGCCGUGAGUGCUAGCCUGACCACACAGUCGUGUUUGAUGGCUAUUCGUCGCUUCAUGCAUCGUAGAGGGCCACCGCAAGAGUUCUUCUCCGACAACGGGACUAACCUGAAAGGUGCAAGCAAGGAGCUGACAGGGAUGAUCAACGAUAUCAACAGCGGCUGCGCGGACGAGUUAACCGACGCGCGGAUGCAGUGGUCAUUCAACCCACCAGCUGCCCCCCACAUGGGUGGGGUAUGGGAGCGAUUGGUCAGAUCGGUUAAGGAGGCGUUGGAAGCAUUGAACGACGGAAAGCGGUUGACAGAUGAAAUUCUACACACGUCAGUAACAGCAGCAGAAGAUAUGAUUAACUCGAGGCCGCUGGUGUACGUUUCGCAGGAGACAGUUGAGGCAGAAGCACUCAGUCCGAACCACUUUCUGCGAGGUGUUUCGCCGAACGAGCCACAGAUGGUUCCCCCUCCACCGCACCCUGCUAAAGUGUUGCGGGAUGCAUAUAAGCGUUCGCAGGAGUUGGCGCAGGAGAUGUGGGGCCGAUGGAUCAAGGAGUACGUGCCGUCGUUGAACCAGCGGUCGAAAUGGCACGGUGAAGCGAGAGUGCUGAAGAAAGGCGACCUAGUCUACGUAGUCGAGGGGUCCAAGCGAAGAUCCUGGGUACGUGGAAGAAUCGAGGAGGUCAUCCCGGUGAGUGACGGCCGCGUACGGCAGGCCUUGGUCCGGACGAGCAGUGGUUUGUUUCGGCGAGCUGUGGCGCAGUUGGCUGUGAUCGAGGUUGGCGAAGAAGAUGGUGGUAAAGCCAGACCGGAAGUGGCCUCCGGACUAGGUUUACGGGCCGGGGAAAUGUUGGGAGCACUGCACUGA